Messenger RNA from Centruroides sculpturatus (bark scorpion), 1268 nucleotides. Its product is annotated as tetraspanin-33-like. Gene Ontology annotation, biological process: protein maturation; protein localization to plasma membrane. Gene Ontology annotation, cellular component: membrane. The transcript is spliced from 7 exons. NCBI's taxonomy places the organism in Eukaryota, Metazoa, Arthropoda, Arachnida, Scorpiones, Buthidae. The record is from RefSeq and is a predicted model, not a curated record. The coding region runs from base 135 to 971 and encodes 278 amino acids.
GGAGAAAAUACAAAUACCUACCGCCAGAGGGCUUAGUGGUUGUUUACGAAGCGGAUGUAGUUGACAGGAAAAGAUUUUAUUUUUUGAUCUUUAUGCCUAAUUUUCAGUUUAGAUAGUUUAUACUUAUUUGAAUUAUGCCAAGAGUGGAUCCCGAUUUCACUUACAUCAAUCCCUGCAUUAAAUACACUUUAUUCUUCUUAAACUUAUUAUUUUGGGUUAUAGGUGGAAUUAUUUUUGGUAUUGGUAUCUGGUCUUUUCUAGAAGAAUACAAGUAUAAAGGAGCACUUCCAGACAUUAACAAUGUAUUCGACUUUAUUUUUCAAAUAUCCAUUGUUUUAAUGACUCUGGGUGCAAUAGUUUUCAUCAUUUGUUUUACUGGAUGUCUUGGUGCCUUGCGAGAAAAUUGUUGUCUACUGCGAUUUUAUUCAGGUUGUUUGUUGAUUUUAUUUCUUGGAGAAGUUGCCUUAGGAAUUUUGGUAUUUGUAUUUCCAAAUAAAUUGACAAGCUUAGUCAAAAAAGGGAUGUCUAAAGAAUUGAUUGAGAAAUAUCGAGACGACGAUAAUUUACAGAAUUUCAUUGACACUCUUCAGAAAGAGUUUAAAUGCUGUGGAAUAUCAGAUAAGAGUUAUAAGGAUUGGUCAUGGAAUAUCUAUUUCAAUUGUUCAGAUUCAAAUCCCAGUCCUCAGAGAUGUGCCGUUCCAUAUUCCUGUUGUAAAAAUCCAUAUAACAUAGAAACUAAUUUGAUCAACUUUAUGUGUGGCUAUCAAAUGCAAAAUGAACAUGCAGUUUCAAAGUUGGAAGAUUUCAUAUUUACUACAGGAUGUGUUCAAGCCAUUCAAAAUUUUGUAUUUGGAAAUUCAUAUGUGAUUGGAGGAAUUAUAUUAAUUGUUUCUUUGCUACAGCUGUUUGCAACAUAUCUAUGCAGAACUUUGCUUGCCCAAAUCGAAGCCCAAAAGUCUCUGUGGGUUUAAAGUCCAACAUCAUUAUUGUGCCACUAGUCAUCAUUCCAUUGUUACAUGUGUAAUCCAGAUAAAAAGAGCAAUUUAUAAAUUUUAUAUAAUGUAUUUUUAUAUUUAUAUUACAAUUUAUGUUUUAAAAUUUUAUAAUGUUAUAAAAAAACAUUUAUCAAAUUUAUAUACAUGUAAAGACUUUAUACUGUAAAAAUAUCGUACUUAUUUUGAAAUACCAAGCUAUUAACUUUUAAAGCAGUGCCAAUUAUUUUCAUCCAAGAUUACUGAAAUUUGAAAACAUUUAAGUUUGGUUCAGUA